Nicotiana attenuata is the source of this 1756-nucleotide messenger RNA. RefSeq names its product isoleucine N-monooxygenase 2-like. NCBI's taxonomy places the organism in Eukaryota, Viridiplantae, Streptophyta, Magnoliopsida, Solanales, Solanaceae. The transcript is spliced from 2 exons. Gene Ontology annotation, molecular function: oxidoreductase activity, acting on paired donors, with incorporation or reduction of molecular oxygen; monooxygenase activity; iron ion binding. Bases 41 to 1600 code for a protein of 519 amino acids. The record is from RefSeq and is a predicted model, not a curated record.
UCAGAAAUUUUAAAUUACCACACAUCGUUUAGUUUUUCCUAUGGCUUCCACUUUCUUUAGCUAUAUUACUACUCUAUGGCAAAUUUUAUUUUCCAUAAUUCGUAAGAUAACAAGCAAAUUAGUGAGUACUACAAGAAAUAAACCAUUAUUGCCUCCCGGUCCAAAACCAUGGCCAAUAGUUGGUUGCAUACCUCAAAUGGUACUAAACAAGAAGCCAGCGUUUGAGUGGAUACACAAACUAAUGGAGGAAAUGGAGACUGAAAUUGCUUGCAUUCGUCUUGGUAAUAUUCAUGUCAUUCCUGUCACUUCUCCUGAGCUUGCCUGCCUAUUUUUAAAGAAUCAAGACUCGAUUUUCUCAUCGAGGCCUAUUUGCAUGUCCGCCAACCUCGUUAGCAAUGGCUACUUGACUUUAGGUUCUCUCCCUAUGGGUGAUCAAUGGAUGAAAAGGAGAAGAAUCAUUUCUUCUCAUGUCCUCUCAGCUACAUCUUUUCAAUGGCUUCGUCGUAAACGAGAUGAAGAAGCUGAUCAUGUUCUUCGAUUCGUUUAUCAUCAGUGCAUUAACAAACAUCUUGUCAUUAACUUGAGGAAAGUGACAAGAUACUAUUGCGCAAAUGUUAUUAAGAAUAUGAUUUUCAGCAAGAGAUUACUUGGACCAUUAGUAGAAUCAGAAGAAGAGGAAGAGCAAGUUGAUGCAAUUUUUACACUUCUUGAAUAUUUUCAUUCUUUUAGUAUCUCAGAUUACUUACCAUGGUUAAGUGGAUUUGAUUUGGAUGGUCACAAGGCAAUUAUUAAGAAAGCCUUUGCCAUAGCAACAAAACACAUUGAUUAUGAAACUGACCGGAGGAUUCAUAUUUGGAAGGAUGGCAACAAAACUGCGGAAGAAGACAUUCUUGAUGUUCUUAUCAUGCUCAAAGAUACUAAUGGGAAUCCUAUGUUGAAUGCUAAAGAGAUUAAAGCACAAGUCCUUGAAUUCAUGUUUGCUACGAUAGAUAAUGCCUCAUAUGCAGUCGAAUGGACAAUCAAAGAAAUGUUGAACCAACCAAAGAUAAUGCAAAGGGCCAUAGAAGAGAUUGACAAUGUCAUUGGGAGCGAUAGAUUGGUUCAAGAAUCUGACUUGUCACAGUUAAAUUAUGUCAAAGCUUGUAUUAAAGAGUCCUUUCGGUUACAUCCCUUGGCAGCUUUUAACGUUCCUCAUGUGUCUAUGUCGGAUUCUGUUGUUGGCGAAUACUUCAUCCCAAAAGGAAGUGUAGUGUUAUUAAGCCGUCUUGGACUUGGACGAAACCCUAAAAUUUGGGAUGAUCCCAUGAAGUUCAAGCCAGAGCGCCAUAUCAACGAGAAAGGUGGUGAUGUAGUUUUAACUGAUUCGGAAUUACGUUUGCUAUCAUUUAGUAUUGGACGACGAGGUUGUCCAGGUGUAAAACUUGGCUCAACAAUUACCACUAUGUUACUUGUUAGGCUUCUUCAAGGGUUUACUUGGAGUUCAGCAUCGAGCUCUCGGGGCAAUGACUUGACUGAUGGUUACCCGGAUUGUGCUCUCCAUGGCACCAUGCCAUUUUUUGCUAAGCCAAAACCGCGAUUGCCUAAACACAUGUACCUUUAAAUAAGUAAAAUUAUGUCAUAAUAAAGUAUGUACGUACACAUGAUGUAUGUGUAUAUACUUAUAUAAGAUGUUUCUUUUCUACUACAGUAUUUAUGAGAGGAUGAAUCAAUAAUAUUAGUAUGAUUUAUAUUUUAAAUGUGAUGUGGCACUCCUUAA